Messenger RNA from Sarcophilus harrisii (Tasmanian devil), 3136 nucleotides. RefSeq names its product histone deacetylase 8 (gene HDAC8). Gene Ontology annotation, molecular function: histone deacetylase activity. The record is from RefSeq and is a predicted model, not a curated record. NCBI's taxonomy places the organism in Eukaryota, Metazoa, Chordata, Mammalia, Dasyuromorphia, Dasyuridae. Bases 158 to 1297 code for a protein of 379 amino acids. The transcript has a single exon.
AGCGCAGGUGCCGGCGGCGGCGGCGGCAUCGCGGAGGGGCAGUGGCAGCGCCAGCACCAGCGCCGACGGCGGCGGAGCAGCGGCCGCCUUUGGGGCCCCUCUGGCCAGCUAAGGUUCGAGCGUCCCGGGGGGGCCAGGGCUUGGGUGAGGGUGGGCCAUGCAGGAGGCGGAGGAGCCCGCGCCCCCUCCGCGGCAGCCGCCUGUGCCCCCAGUCUACAUCUAUAGCCCCGAGUACGUCCGAACUUGUGACUCGCUGGCCAAGGUGCCCAAGCGGGCCAGCAUGGUGCACUCCCUGAUCGAAGCCUAUGAGCUGCUGAAGGAAAUGAGGGUAGUGAAGCCCAAGGUGGCUUCCAUGGAGGAGAUGGCCAGCUUCCACACGGAUGCCUAUCUGCAGCACCUCCAGAAGGUCAGUGAGGAAGGGGAUGACGAGCAUCCUGACUCCGUGGAAUUCGGCCUGGGCUACGACUGCCCCAGCACGGAGGGCAUAUUUGAUUAUGCGGCUGCAGUGGGGGGGGCCACCAUCACGGCGGCCCAAUGCCUGAUUGAUGGAAAAUGUAACAUAGCCAUUAACUGGGCUGGAGGUUGGCACCAUGCCAAGAAAGAUGAAGCUUCAGGCUUCUGUUACCUCAAUGAUGCUGUCCUAGGGAUCCUGCAUUUGAGAAGGAAGUUUGACCGCAUUCUGUACAUUGACUUGGACCUUCACCAUGGAGAUGGCGUCGAAGAUGCUUUCAGUUUCACUUCUAAAGUCAUGACCGUGUCUCUGCACAAAUUUUCUCCAGGGUUUUUUCCAGGAACUGGCGAUGUAUCUGAUGUGGGCCUCGGGAAGGGAAGGUAUUACAGCGUCAACGUGCCGAUCCAGGAUGGCAUACGAGAUGAAAAGUAUUACCAGGUCUGCAAAAGUGUCCUCAAGGAGGUCUAUGUAGCCUUCAAUCCCAAAGCUGUGGUUUUACAAUUAGGAGCUGACACUAUAGCUGGGGACCCAAUGUGUUCAUUUAACUUGACUCCUGUGGGACUUGGCAAGUGUCUUAAGUACAUCCUUCAGUGGCAGUUGGCCACCCUCAUCUUGGGAGGAGGAGGCUACCACCUUGCCAACACAGCCCGAUGCUGGACAUACUUGACUGGGGUCAUCCUGGGGAGAACACUCUCGUCUGAGAUUCCAGAUCAUGAAUUUUUCACUGAAUAUGGCCCGGAUUAUGUGUUGGAAAUCACCCCCAGCUGCCGGCCUGACCGCAAUGAGUUGCACCAAAUCCAGCAUAUCCUGAGUCGUAUUAUGGGGAACAUGAAGCAUGUGGUUUAGGGGCAGUUCUACAUCUGAUUUUGACAGGAUAGGAAGGUUUCUUGUAAAACUGACUGUGUUUUUAUGAAUUUGUGGCUGUGAGGAACAAUCUGGAGAAGAUUACUUCCUCAUAACACCAAGUGGGCAGCCAGUCUCCAUGGGGUUUUAGUAGGCAGCCACAUCAGAGUUCUAAGUAAAAGAGUUGAAGCAAGAAGGAAAGUAAUGUUUAAGGUUCAGGUGCUUUUUCUGAAACACAGUUGAGAUAAAAUUAAGAUGCCUUCUCAAAAAGGCAAAGGAAGUUUUGUGUUCUUGGAAAUUAUUUUCUGCUGGGUUUGGAAUGGGGAGUUUUUAUUUUUUAAGCAAGAAAUGUUUGGGGUUAAUUGUUCACUGUCAUUGAUGAAUUUGGUGAAUAGUACUAGUAGUGUUCAAAUAUAAUUUUUAUUUCAAAAACAUAAAAAUUAUAUUUUAACUGUCUCAUCUAUAAAAUAGCUGCAUAUAUUGUAUAGUUAUAUUUUAAUAAAGAGUUUUUAACAGAUUCAGGAUUUCAUCAAUGUGUGUACUACAGAUUGCAGUAGUCCCUUGCAAGGUUUUCUUUUAAAUUCUCAGUAGUUUGGAAGGCCAUAUCUUGAAUUUUUAAAUAUGAUACAUUUACAGAGCGUUUUAAGAGGUUACAUUUUAUAGGAUUUUUAAAAAUGUACAAAGCAAUUUACUAACAUCUCAUUGGUUCCUUACAACCAGACUGUGAGGUAGGUGCUAUUAUUAUCACCAGUGGACAGAUGAGGAAACAAGAGGUUCAGAGAGAUGCCAAUGAUUUGUCCAGUCAUAUUAUCUGAAGCAGGAUUCGAAGCCAGACUGUCUUGACUUCAAGUUCAAUUACCUCUUAAUAUCUUAAUUAUAUAUGUGCAACCACUCAGUUCUGGGUCUAGUACAUUGUCUAUCUGCUAUACUUCUCCAUGUUACAUAUAUAUUACACACACACACACUCUGAUGUUAACUUGAUAAUUCCAGUUUGCGCAAUGUGUACUUUGGAGUUGGUCCAGUAUAAAUGAUUAUAGUGUUAAUAUGAAUUUCAUUGAAAUUUUGCAGCAUUCUGGAUUUGAAUCAAAGCUGCUUAUUAAGAAACUUAGGGAGAACCUCCCUUAAUAAUAAGUUUUUUUUUUGGUUUGUUUGUUUUGUUUGCUUGUACUAUAACCAGGCAUCAACCAUGACAGUGGCAGACUUAGGUAAGAAUAUUUAAGGUAUUUUUUUUUUAAUUUAUACUAAAUGAGAAUACUCAGUGGAUCACUAAAUAAAGGUAAUUCCAUUGGUUCUAUCAAAGUGAGCAAAUAAUUUAGUUUGUGCACAGGAAAAACCUUGUCUGAGAGGGCUUUCAAGGCUGCAUUUUGUUCUACCAAGUCAAAUACUUAAAAAAAAAAAAAGUGAAUAGUAGGUAGUAUUGUGUUUUUUGUGUCAACUCUGUAACUUGUGAAAUCAAGAUAUGCUUAGGUGUAGUAAAUACAAAAUCUCAACUAUUUCGUCUCAUACUGUCUUCAAGAAUUUCCUUGAUGCAUGCAAAGUUCAUUCUUAGGAAGAUUAAAUAGAAAUGAGAAAGUAGGCAUAUGGACCAGUGGUGGCUACUGUCUUCUUGGUCCCUCUUUUUAGGCAAAAGUACCCAUCUGAUAUUUUCCAUUCUAUGGAAUCUUCUUCCCCUCAAUAUAAGGUCACAAACAUCAUUUCCUGAGUGAAUCCAAUGUCAUGGAUUUCUUCUACUUGUAUUUAUUUGAUCAUGUCUAGUUACUCUUUUUGACUUCAUCUUAACUUUCAUUUCUGCUUCCUCACAAUGUAUUGAAUACUAAGUGGCAAAGUGUGAAAGUAGUUAAC